This is a messenger RNA of Schizophyllum commune H4-8, 622 nucleotides long. RefSeq lists its product as uncharacterized. Lineage: Eukaryota; Fungi; Basidiomycota; Agaricomycetes; Agaricales; Schizophyllaceae. The record is from RefSeq and is a predicted model, not a curated record. Bases 64 to 435 code for a protein of 123 amino acids. The transcript is spliced from 2 exons.
CUGCCCAUCGUCCUCGCGCUGGACUCGGAGCUCUCUAUGUCACCUUAAAGCUUUCGGACACCUAUGAUACACCGGGAAGUAUGGACGUUAUCAUCUUUUCUAUAUCUCUUCGCUCUUCAAGCUCUCGACGGCCUACACGAUACUCAGAGUUUAGCAGGGCGAUUCUGCCCCCGUUGGCUGCAAGAAGGACCGUUACCUUCAGCAUCGCUGCAUAAUUGUAUUUUAUUAUUACCUUCUAUUCCUGACCUUCAUUGUCGUCAUUCCAACAACGACGCUGCUGUCUUUCUCAAAAUGUAUCUGUUCCCAGUAUCAUCACUUUCGAUGACGGAAGUCAUGACUAUCUUCUUGCGACCGAUAUCGGUGCUGGGAACUGGAGAACUCGUCAAGGAAAGGCAGAUACUCACGGAAUUGUCUGCUCUUCACCGUCGCUGGUAAUGCUAUUCGACCAUCGACAAUACGCGUUGAAUCCAUGGUUAGGACAAUUCCGAUAACUUUCUUCUCAUUUAUGUGCGCUUUCUUUGCGACAAUGGAUGGUUCACGGCGCGGACAAUCGCUCAACGCAGUCAGACCGCCAAUUUCAGGCUUUCGGUCGCCGUAGAAGACAACCGACAAGCCGUGAACA